Molecule: messenger RNA, 3157 nt
Organism: Filobasidium floriforme
Lineage: Eukaryota; Fungi; Basidiomycota; Tremellomycetes; Filobasidiales; Filobasidiaceae
Exons: 15
Coding region: 116-2860 (914 amino acids)
Cellular component (GO): plasma membrane
Molecular function (GO): calcium-activated cation channel activity
Source: RefSeq, a predicted model, not a curated record
CCACCAACUGAUCGCUCGACCGUAUUAUUCUAGUCACCGAGGAUCAAAUAGUGCUGCUAUAUUCAAGAAACCGACGACAGCCGCUGGAUCGGUUACGAAACAACCACAAGGAACGAUGCACGAAUGGGAUGUGGAUGUCCCGUACAGACAGGCUGCGAGCUUGAUCAUGUCGCCUCUACCACCGGGUACUGGUCCUACACGAGAUUACACGGGCCCAUGGUUCCGUACGCAACUACUCCUCUCUAUCACACUAGGAGGUUUCUCGGUCCUCAUAUUCGAGAUCCUGAGGCGGAGAUGGCGGAGAGUGUAUAUGGGACGAGCUCUGUUGAAAUCGAAGGAUAUGGGCGAUCCGUCAGAAGAUCAUCCGGGUCUAUUCGGCUGGGUCCGGCCGGUAUUGAGUGUGAGCGAUAGUAUGAUGGUACGGACCGUCGGGUUGGACGCCGUCGUGCUUCUCGAUUUCAUGAAGACGUCGUUCUUGUUCUUCUCGAUAUGCGCCGGUGCAGCCACGCUCAUCCUGGUGCCCGUGAAUCUGACUCGGAAUGGAUCGACAGACGACGAUCUACCAGAUCCCAACGCGGGCAAUGACACCGAUACCAACUAUACCUCGACCUUCUGGACUCCUGUUCACCUGCACGAGACCAGCCACAACCACACUUUGAAGCGGAAUACCACACGCCAAAACCCUACCUUGAUGGACCUAGUCAUCGAUCCCCAAACGACGGUCGGACUACACCUCCUCUUCGUCUACUUCUUUUCGAUCCUGGCACUUUACAUGUUACACAAGAACUUUCACCGUUUCCUCGCACGACGUCGCAUCUUCGCCUUGGCCCGCAAGAGCAGCGUACCGGCUAGGACGGUCUUGGUGACAGCCAUCCCAGAACAUCUGCGAGACGGAAAGAAACUGCAAGAUUACUUUGAGAACGACUGUGGGUGGAAGGUGGAGAGUAUCAGGAUGGUCAAGAACGUCGGCCGGGAACUCAGACAGGCGUUACACGAAAGGGAGCUGGCCAUGCGAGGUUUGGAAAAGGCCUGGUGGAAAUAUAGGGGCGGGAAAGGACUCGGUCAUAUUCGAUUACCGGAGCAGGACGAGGAGGACGAGCAAAAUCUGCGUCCUGUUGAUGCCGAUGCUAUCCAUUCGGGCGCGGCAACGCCGAGUCGAUCGACUAGCAAGGUCCGACCUCCGCCCAAGACGCCCGAGAUCGGAUUGGCUCUGUCCGAAGAACCCAAUUGGGGCGAGGUCAGGCGGGAGCACGACUUGCCGCCAGCGAGCGUACCACCGGCUUUCCUUGCCGACCGUGAUCUCGAGAACGGAUCUGGAACGACCUCGCCAACGGGUCAAGACUCGUCUUCCAAUGAAAUGGGCGAUCGGCCUAGCACCCGGGUACCUAAAUCCACGCUUCAGAAGGCCAUCCCUGUCCUGGGCGAAAAGGUCGAUGCCAUCGAUUACUGGCAAGACAAGUUUGAAGCGGCAGAUGCCAAAGUUCAGGCUCUGCGCAAGAUACACGGGAAUAACAGUCGCAGCGGACAUUCGACACCCGGUGCGGCUUCGACGCCUGUUCCUCCUCCGCAAGACGGCGCCGAACUGUUGCUCGAGGGGCACAAGGAAUGGGAGACGACCGAGGAGGGUUUCGUUACGUUUGAGAGCAUCCGUGAGGCCGAAUUCGCGUCCCAGGUCGUCCACUUUCCGGAACAUUCCGAGUGUCGCACCACGUUGGCGCCCGACCCAGACGAUAUCGUCUGGAACAAUAUGGGCAUGACGCAUCGCGAACAUAUCGUUAGGAGCAUCAUGAUUACUGGGGUCAUCAUCGCUGGGUUAUUAUUCUGGAUCGCUCCGGUCUCGGCGUUGGCAACCUUGCUCUCGUUCAAGGAGCUCGAAAAGGUCGCACCUUGGCUGGCCCGCCUGAUCGAGAGGUCUCCUCUCAUCGCCGCCUUGGUGCAGACUACCCUCCCUUCUUCCGCGCUGCUCAUUUUCAACGCGACCCUACCGUACUUGCUCGAGUGGCUGUGCUAUAUCCAAGGGUUCAGGUCCAAGUCUGAGAUUUCGACGUCCAUCUUGAAAAAGUACACCCUCUUCCUCAUUGUCUCGGUCCUCUUCGUGUUCUUGGUCGUGUCGACGAUCUUCGACUUGCUCCUGAACCUAGCGGGUUCGCCGGAAAAGAUUCCCAAAAAGCUGGCAGCCGCCCUGACCCAGAACCAAGCUAGGGCGUUCUCGACGUCAUACGUGAUGCUGUCGAGUAUCGGUAUCAUGCCUUUUCAACUGAUCAACUUCGGUCAACUGUUCUUCAUCGGCCUGUACCGGGCCUUUUUCCGGUUGACUCCCCGAGAGUUUACCGAGGUCUACACCCCACCGGCGAUCAACUACGGGAUGGUCUAUCCCCCGGCGAUCAUGGUGUUCAUCCUGACGUUGACUUAUUCGGUCAUCUCGCCGUUGAUCUUGAUCUUUGGUGCCAUUUACUUUGGGGUUGGAUAUAUGGUUUACAAAUACAAGCUCAUCUAUGUCUUCGUCAACCCGUACGAGUCCUCCGGAGACGCCUGGCCGACAACUUUCGCCCGACUCGUCUGGGGCGUCGUCCUCCUCCAAGUCUUCAUGACCGGCCUCUUCGCCGCCCGACAGUCCGUAGUGGCGUCUACGGGGAUGAUCCCGCUCUUGCUGGGGACGGUCGCUUGGAGUUAUACGAUGAGGGAGGAUUUCAAGGGGCUGAGCCAGCAUACGCCUUUGGCUAGUAUCGCUGCGGCGGAUCAUGCUGAGGCCAAUGACGACCACCCAGUCUCGGUGCGGUAUGGCAAGCUCAAGGGAUCAGACGUUUACGCUCAAUACGAGCUGGCGGAGAAACUGCCCAAGCCUUGGAUCAUGGAUUGAGACACGGGACGAUAGGGUAAGGCAGGUCGUAUGAGAGACUAUAAUAUAUAUAUACCACGAGGACCGAAGUGGAGCUCGCAUCAUCUCACAUUCAUACAUCACCAUCGAGAUCAUCACUAUCGCACGACCAAACAUGCCCUUCGGCGACCGCCGGUCCCGCCGUUGCUUCCGUCAAUGAGAUUUUGCUUCCGAUAUGCGAUGACGAGAGGGCAGGGUGUGCCGACGAUGAUGAAUGCAGUGCACGCCGGUUAGUGUGGUGACCAUGCAUUCAUGUCGUGGUUGUAUACUUGUGUCGGG